Messenger RNA from Malurus melanocephalus (red-backed fairy wren), 1798 nucleotides. RefSeq names its product PHD finger protein 11 (gene PHF11). The coding region runs from base 201 to 1058 and encodes 285 amino acids. Gene Ontology annotation, cellular component: nucleus. The record is from RefSeq and is a predicted model, not a curated record. NCBI's taxonomy places the organism in Eukaryota, Metazoa, Chordata, Aves, Passeriformes, Maluridae. Gene Ontology annotation, molecular function: histone deacetylase binding; histone binding. The transcript has 11 exons.
GGGGGCGGCGGGAGUGACGGCUCAGGCGGGGCGGGCCGGGCCGCGAGCGGACGGAGUUUGUGCUGUCAGAGGUGACGUCUCCAGCAGAGGAUAGUUUGGAGUAUCACACCUUGUAGGAGUGGGAAGUUGUUGAAGAUUUCUGCUGUGGAYUUGCACAAAAACCACAGACCAAUUUUCCUKCUCUAGGUGCUUUCUGGAUAAUGGCGAAGAUGGUGAGAAGAACAUGUGCAUUUUGUUCAGAAGGGGAGGCUGGCUCGGUAAUGUAUGUCGCCACAGAGGGAGAUAUUGCAGCUCAUCGAGAUUGUCUGUUAUUUUCCUCAGGAUUUGUGGAAUCUGAAGAUCAUAACCCAGAAAACCUGGAAAUAAGGUUUGAUGUGGCAUCAGUGUUGAAAGAGCUCAGGAGAGGAAAGCGGCUGGUGUGCAACUUCUGCCGCAAGAAGGGGGCCACGGUGGGCUGUGAGGAGCGCGCAUGCCGCAGGAGCUACCACUUYUUCUGCGCUCUCUGUGACGACGCAGCCGUGGAAACGGACCAAGUCAACGGGGUCUACCGAGUGUUCUGCUCAAAACAUGACCCAGGGAAUAGGACCAAUAACUAUGAUGGAGCUAACAAAAAAAGAAGGUAUACAUUGCCAUCUCCUACCAUCACAGAAGAAAUGAGUACAGAAGAGACAGCAGAAGAAAAUGAUUUACGAAUACUUAAAAGAAAAAACAACAGGCAUAAAGUUCAAAUAGACUUUGUUAGGAAGUGUAAACAAGCUGGGCUUCUGGAUGACAUAUUCGAAGAAAUGCUGGACACACUUCACCUGGCACAGGAAAAACUGAUGGAUGACAACACUUCAGAAACAGAGUAUGAAGAGACAGUGAUGGCACUGUUUGACUGUGGACUGUUUGAAAAUAUACUGACAAAUAUUCACUCAGGAACAGAUGGAAGAAUUCAAGAACUCCUGGAAAACAGGAAAAGACUGGAUCACAAGAUUGAGCUACUGCGGGACUUAAAAGAAGUCAUCCUUCCUACUCCAGAGAACGCAGCCAGUACAUCCAGUACAGUGUCUGAAUAGCCCCUUUUUGUGCUGUUAUCAGUAAUUAGGAUUUUCUAAUGAUAAAAAACCAUAGAGUAGUCCAGUCAGUGUCUUAUKCCCCAGCCCCAAGACAGGGACCCAAGCAAGAAUGGGGUGUUACACUCAUUUUUAUACCUCACUGUUGCAAUAAUUUCAAGUUCUUCAAGUUUUCAGAUCUUCAUCUUCAUAUUUUACAAAGGAAUGAGUGUUAUACACUAAAUAUUGAGCUUUUACAGAAACUCAACAGAACCCUCCAGUGAAGACUUUUGUCUCAAAGCCAAGGGAGUUUUCAGCUGCCACAGAAUACUUGUUAAAGUCACUUUAACUGUGGGAAUCCUCUCUCUUGGCUGGCAGUAGCUGCCUCAGUGUCUGGGUCUAGACAGUGAUAUUUGAAGGAUGUUGCUGCUUUGGCUUUCCCAAAGAAGACAUAUGAGCAGAACUUGCACUCUAAGAAGCCUUCUGAAUUAUUAACAGGAGUUUAAUUUAAAAAGCCAAAUUAUUCUUUAUGGACUGGUCAAUGUGUAACUGUUACUACUGUAAGAGCAGUGGUACAGCAGUGUUUGCAAGCAGGCCAGUAACGGUUGGGCAUUAUACUCUGAACAUGUACAGUGUCAAAUGGAGCAAAACAAUGGACUGGAUCUUCCUUUCUCCAUUAAGAAAGGAUUCAACUUUCAUUAGUUUCAUCUUUAUAAUAUUGUUUGAAUACAGAAAAGCUAAGCUAACAAAAUAAAACAUUUUUU